CCCCCUCCCCCCCACGGCUUCCAGGUUCCCCCUCCCUCCCCCCUCGCCCCGGCUCCCGGUGCCCGUCUCCAGCGCCGCCGCCGGAGCCAGCGAGGGAGCGGGAGCGGACAGGAGGAGGAGGAGGCCGCGUCGCCGCCGCUCGGAGCCCGGCCGGAGCCUCCCAGGUACAUGGUGCGGGUCCGAGCCGUGGUGAUGGCCCGAGAUGACUCCAGUGGGGGCUGGCUGCCUGUGGGGGGCGGGGGCCUCAGCCAGGUGAGCGUAUGUCGGGUCCGAGGGGCCAGGCCCGAGGGGGGGGCCCGCCAGGGGCACUACGUCAUCCACGGGGAGCGGCUUCGGGACCAGAAAACCACCCUGGAGUGUACCCUGAGGCCAGGCUUGGUUUACAACAAAGUGAACCCCAUCUUCCACCACUGGAGCCUCGGGGACUGCAAGUUUGGGCUGACGUUUCAGAGUCCUGCAGAGGCUGACGAAUUCCAGAAGAGUCUUCUAGCUGCCUUGGCAGCCCUCAGUCGAGGCUCGCUCACCCCCUCCUCUUCCUCGUCCUCGUCCUCCCCUUCCCAGGACACUGCAGAGACUCCCUGCCCUCUGACGUCCCACGUGGACAGCGACUCCUCCUCCAGUCACAGCCGCCAGGAGACUCCUCCCACAGCGGCUCCAGCUGCCAUUGUCACAGUGGAGUCAACCACGGCCUUCUCUCCAGCCACGCCUCCACAAAGGAGACACUCCUCAGCUCAGAGCUAUCCUCCGCUUCUACAGUUCACUGGGAUUCCAGAACCCUCAGAAUCUCUAGCCGGGGCAGUGAGCCAGGGCUGGGGCGGCCGUGGCUAUGAGGACUACCGGCGAUCCGGACUACCGGCACCUCUUCCCCUGUCUACCUGCGUCGUGGGCUUUGCCAAGACUGGUGCAUUGAGGGGUGCAGCCUUGGGUCCCCCAGUGUCACUUCCUGCCCCUCUCACUGAGGCUGCACCCCCAGCACCCCCUGCUCGUCCACCCCCAGGUCCGGGCCCCACCCCUGCUCCAGCCAAGGCCUCCCCGGAGGCCGAGGAGGCUGCACGUUGUGUGCACUGCCGAGCACUCUUCCGCCGCCGUGCGGAUGGGCGCGGUGGUCGCUGCGCAGAGGCCCCGGACCCAGGUCGCCUGUUAGUGCGCAGGCUCAGCUGCCUGUGGUGUGCGGAGAGCUUGCUGUACCACUGCCUGUCGGACGCCGAGGGUGACUUCUCGGACCCGUGCGCUUGUGAACCAGGCCACCCGCGUCCUGCUGCACGCUGGGCUGCUCUAGCUGCGCUGUCCCUGGCGGUGCCCUGCCUCUGCUGCUAUGCGCCCCUGCGCGCCUGUCACUGGGUUGCGACACGAUGUGGCUGUGCGGGCUGCGGGGGUCGCCAUGAGGAGGCUGCACGGUGAGGAUCAUUGGGCUGGUUUGAAAAUCCGUCUGAAGACCCAAAUUGGAGGGCCCAGAACCCUGAACUCCGUACGAACCUAAAACCCAAACUUAGGUAUGUCUGGAACUUGGAGUUUGAAUGGAUUUGAGAGAUCCCAGAUCUGGUACCUGGACCCCAAACCUAGGACUAAGAUCCCAGACCCAGCUUCAUCAGGAUGUCUGUCAAGUGGACCCAGGAGUCCUGAGUUCUGGAUUCACCCUCCCUCUUCCCCACUGAGGAGACUCAUGACAUUUCCAAACAUUGCAUCUCAGAGCGCCCAGGAGAGCUCACACCUCUGAGACCCAGGGAUUUUUGGACCCUGACUAUCUAAAUACCCAACCCAGACUCCAGGUCAUACUUGACAUUGUAAACACUCAUAUCACAGCCCCCAAAUUAGUCAGGAGUUGCUAAAACCUGACCCUUUAUCAAAUGAUCUUGACCCUGAGGCCAGAGGACCCAGAAUCAACAGAAAAAUUGUCCCUGAAUUUUCACCAGAGACAUGGUAUACCUACAUCUGGAUGUUCUUAUAGGCCCAGAACCCGGAAGCACCAAGUCCUCCCGGGGUAGAAACACAAGGAUGGUUUGGAAUCACCAGAUACUGACUGAAGCCCACCCACUCCUGAGAGUUCAUGCCCAACUCAUUCAUAGUUGCCCCUCAUACCUCAGAUUUAAAAUGCACCAAGUCCUCAGAUAUCCUCAAAUAAGAGGCAUUUUCUGACCAAAAUAGCUUGGGAGGCCCUUUUUAGAGCUCAGCAAGGUCCAGAUGUCAGACACCAAGAUACCCUAGGAGCCGGGAACCGAACGCCUGCCCCUCAAGUCAGCAGUUCUGGAGAACUCGGUUCUCAUGGAUGGUCUCUGAGGUACCUGGUACCCUCAGAUGCAUGAUGGAAGGCCACCAGCACUUUGGGCCCAAUGCACUGGGUUUCAAGUGCUUAGCCUUCCAGUUUCCCCAAGACCUGACUUUUUUUUUUGGUUUUUCGAGACAGGGUUUCUCUGUGGCUUUGGAGGCUGUCCUGGAACUAGCUCUUGUAGACCAGGCUGGCCUCGAACUCACAGAGAUCCACCUGCCUCUGCCUCCCAAGUGCUGGGAUUAAAGGCGGCACCACCAACGCCCGGCUCCGAGGCCUGACUUUUAAGAACCCAAAUGUUCUGGAAACAUUGGCUUCCUUCUAUCGAUGUUCCCCAAUCCCUGUCCAGCUGGGUGGGAGCCUGGAUCUCAGAAGAUAUAGUGGUCAUGGUAACCCAGGCCUCUCAUCCCUUGACUUCAGCUCUCUAGAGCAACUCCAAGGUGCUGUCAGAGCACUGGGUCUAAGACUCUGAGAUGCCAAUCGACCCCUGGGUGCAGGAUUCAAGUCCCCACAAUCUCAAGAUUGUUUCUGGCCUGAGACCUUAGUCCCUCUAUACCAGAGACAUUCAGAAGCAAGAUGCCCCAGGGCCUUGGCACCUAUAGAUGCCAGAUUUUCUAGACUUCAAAGUACUUCUAGACUGAUGGAGCCCCCAGAUACCUCGCCACCUGACCCCCCUGAGUCCUGCCAUCCAGAGGCCCACAAAACAGCAAAGCCCCAGAUUUCCUCUUUAUCCUGGGGGGACGCUUGCACCAGUGUGAAUUGAGAUUGCUGGAAUCCUGGACCACCUAGCAAUCCCUUCUCCCACAGAGGAUCUUACAAGCUGUCUUCUGAGCGGAGGCAGGUAGCUGCAGGGGUCGAGCGGGGACAUGGGAGGAAGGCCUGCCCGGCUCUACUUUGCACAACAGUCCCUUUGGGGCUGGCUAAUGCUCCAUGGAAGGCCCCCCAUCCCUAACCUUGUAGGCCUCCCACGCUGUAACCCCCAGUCCAUUCAGAUCCAUCUCUUGGUAACCCCUUUUGUCUCAGUUGGGAAUGGCUCUGGAAAGUUCGGGACUGUUUCAUGGCACUUCCCACAUGUGUUUCUCCUGGAGAAGAGGGGUGCCACGGCCUCUUUUCCCCAAGAGUGGGGGUGUCCUGGGUAGGGCAACCAAGGUCUCCAAGACAGUCUUGCUGGAUUAUGGGCUUAGGACCUCCAGCUGGCCCUAAGUACCUGGGAAUGUGCACCUGACCAUUCCUUAUUACCCAGGCUUGGAUGGCCUUGUGGGGACUCAAGGGAUUAAUACUUGUGUCACUUCCUUUAAAUUAUUAACUAUUUAUUGUAUCCGGAACCUGUGAUUCAGCUCUCCCAACCAGACCCCGGGAUGGGUGAGAGAAAAACGGGGACAGGGGGUGUACCCCCCAUCCCCACUCUGUCCGGCUCUCAUCACUGUCAGACCCACCAGAGCUGAGGGCGGAGGGGCUGGGGCAGCCUAGGUCCCCAUCCCCCCCUCUGUGCCUCUGUCUCCCCGCUUCCAUGGUGAGCGGGGGAAGCUCCAUUCUUAACCUACCUCGUUUUGGGAAGGGGUGGGAAGAGGGGACCAGAGUGCUGUAUGGUGCUGUGAGAUCUUCGGAUUUAGCUGUGGGGACUGGGAAAGGUUCCCUAGUCUCCAUCUCCCAGUCCCCCCUCUCCCAGGUCCCCGGCCCUGUUCCCUGCCGACACCCACCUCUGAUCCAUGAUUACCUUUCAUUGCCCCCACAUCUGGGGUGCGUGGAGGGCUGAACCCUGGGAGCCAGGGAGACCUCAGACCCUGGAGUCCCCCCAAUUUUCCAGCUGCUUUUGCCCCUCAGAUUGGAUGCCUGCCCCCCAGAUUUUGGGGGAGGCAUGCCAACAUUUAUCUUCCUGAUCAUGAUUCCAAGCCAGUCUGUGACCUCAAUAUUGUUAGUGUCAGCGCGGGCGGAAGUGAAGGGAGGAUGGGGGCCAAAGACCCAGCCUUGUCAUUGGGGGAGGGGGGCUUGAGAUCUGCUCCAAGAAAUGUCUGUGACAGUG
Molecule: messenger RNA, 4289 nt
Organism: Mesocricetus auratus (golden hamster)
Lineage: Eukaryota; Metazoa; Chordata; Mammalia; Rodentia; Cricetidae
Gene: Spred3
Product: sprouty related EVH1 domain containing 3
Exons: 6
Coding region: 169-1401 (410 amino acids)
Biological process (GO): multicellular organism development; negative regulation of MAPK cascade
Cellular component (GO): membrane
Molecular function (GO): protein kinase binding
Source: RefSeq, a predicted model, not a curated record